This is a messenger RNA of Humulus lupulus (European hop), 926 nucleotides long. RefSeq lists its product as uncharacterized. Lineage: Eukaryota; Viridiplantae; Streptophyta; Magnoliopsida; Rosales; Cannabaceae. The transcript has a single exon. The coding region runs from base 76 to 828 and encodes 250 amino acids. The record is from RefSeq and is a predicted model, not a curated record.
ACAUAUAGAAAGAAUUCGACAUUAAAUUUAAAUAUCCCGAAUCGGUUCGGUAACGAAGAAGAUUGGAAGGAUGAGAUGACUACCCUCACGCUCGCUUCCCCCACCGCUUCCCCCAGGAAUAAGCAGAGUACUGCACUGCCACAAGUUCAGCCUCUUCCUCCUCCCCACUGUUCCUUGCUUGAAAACAGUUCGCACACACUACGGCCUGUGCAGCCGUUCGGGCCUUCUGGUUUUAGCCAAGUCUCACUUCCCUCACUUCCUCCACAGCCAAGAAAUCAUUUCAAGAAAUCGCGAAUUCAGCGGAGCACGAAAAAAACGGCUAUGGGGGUUGGAAAAAAUGAGUUGAUAGCACCCCCGUUCCCAUGGGCCACUACACAGCCGGCCACCAUCCACAGCAUGAAAUAUUUGGUGGAAAAUAACAUUGUGAUGAUUGAAGGGGAGGUCGAGUGCAAGAGGUGCGACCGUAGGUUUCCGAUGGUGUUUGAUCUGCUAUCUAAAUAUCAAAGACUAGAGUCGUUCAUUGCCGAGGAGAAGAGCGUCAUGAACGAUCGGGCCCCGGCGUGUUGGCUCAACCCAAAUCUUCCAACCUGCUCGGUUUGCAAUGAAGCGGUCAGACCUGUCAUUGCUUCAAGGAAUGAGGAAAUCAACUGGCUCUUCUUGCUUCUGGGUCAGUUGCUGGGGUGUUGUAAGUUGAAUCAGCUUAAGUACUUUUGCAUGCAAUCAGAGAAUCAUCGCACUGGAGCUAAGGAUCGUGUUCUUUAUCUUACUUAUCUGGGUUUGUGUAAUCAACUCGUCCCUAAACCUCUUUAUGAUCCUCAUUCACGUUAAUUGAGGAGUAAUGUUAGUUGGUACUACACUGUUCUCUUGUCCUGAUCGGUCCAGUUUAAUUAUUAUUAGUUUCUUUGGUUUAUAAUAUGUUUUAGUAG